Messenger RNA from Pyricularia oryzae 70-15, 2597 nucleotides. RefSeq lists its product as uncharacterized. The transcript has 2 exons. Bases 103 to 1029 code for a protein of 308 amino acids. NCBI's taxonomy places the organism in Eukaryota, Fungi, Ascomycota, Sordariomycetes, Magnaporthales, Pyriculariaceae. The record is from RefSeq and is a predicted model, not a curated record.
AACAAAAAAGAAACAACCAUAAAACAAAAGCUGCUCAUAAAAAAUAUUGGCCAAAACAUUACAACACAACGAUACCUUCAGGAGUAUACACAGAAGCCAACCAUGUCGAAUGUCUCAUCUGGGACUGGCCAGCAGCAGCCGCCCGAGCUUAGCAAGCUCAGCGUCCGGUGUGCGCUCGCCAAGAAAGAAUGGGACGAAUUGAUCCGCACGGGCAGGAAAACAAUGGCUACGCGUCGGGAGCUGAGCAUGAAGUGGAACGUCGAAUACUCGGUGCUCUGCCGGGCGCUGCGACGAGAGGACCAUCGGCGCAUCAGGCGCCCGGCCGAUGAUCAUGUCCCUGGCGCGGGCACCUCCUUGUCGUCGACGGCGAGGCAACCCAUGCUGCCGUCUUCCUCCCCGGGACCCGAGGUGCUGUCAUAUCUAUCCGGCGCAUCGGAAGUCAUCCAGACGACUGCCCCGAGGGCGCUACCCCAGCAGACGGCCACGCCCGUGGAGCAGCUGUGCGAGCUGCUCAACCCGCGCCUCGCGACGCCGAUACCGAGCAGCUCGGCCAUGCGGCGCGUGAGGGAGCGACACCUCGACAGCGAAAAGGGCGGGUGGACCGCCGUGACGGGCGACAAUGCUUCGCUGCUCAGCGCCAGCGAGGAGGAGGCCAUACGCAAGUGGUUCCGCUUCCGGCUCGACGUGGCGGACCUGGUCACCGUGUACGAGAUGGUCGACGCCGCCAACUCGGCCAUCCUCAUCAGCACAAAGGGUGUCCCGCUGGACGAGGGAGGCGCUCACCCGCGCGUCCCGCUCCAGACGGUGCGCUUCGCCACCAUCCGUUGGGCUCGCGACUUUAUGCUCCUGCGGCCGGAUCUCUUCUGGAGCACCGUCAAACCCCGCCUGUUUGAUCUCAAGGAGCGCCGUGUUCCGGAUACUCAUUGCUUCAUCGAGUGGUUCUACAGCGCGUCUGGUCCAGAGGAAAAGGAGAUCCAACCUAGGCCCGUGCCGCCGAUGCCUAUCGAUCUUGAUAUGGCUCCUGAAUAGGACGACCGGAAACUCCUACACUACGAUAAACGUUCAACCAACGACUACACAAGCGACACUGAGAAAUGACCAUGUACCUGCACUUGCGGCUUCAUGACUUGGCACGGGUUCGACUGAAUCAGUGUUUCGUUUAUGGAUCAAUUCGCUCCAGACUAUUUAUAUCCCAAGUCUGGUGUAGGUACCUAGCCAACAGCUAUAGCAUUCCUUGUCAUCUCUUCGCCCAUGAUCAGCGCUCCAGCCGCCUUCAGGUACUCUCAUAUCAGAACCGUACAACUCUCUUAUAAAACGGUCUGCCUCAGCGAUGAUCCUAACGCUCUGCUCGAUACUCGGACUUCUCUGCCCGCCCAUCGCCGCCGUCCAAGACUCAAACAGCCGACCCAGGUGACGGCCACAUGCCAGGACGUCCCUGGCCGCCAGCAUGUCGCGCAGCGCUGGGGUGCGACACGCUGCUAGCAGCAGGCACAUGGCGCCAGCCAUGCUCAAGGCGCAGAUCCAAGUGUCGACAAGGACUGUGUGUCCAAACCCUCGUAGGUUGAGCAUGUGUAGGAGACAAGCGUCGAGACAGCGGGCGGUGGCGCCCGCGUCCAGCGACGGAUCAUCGAUCUGCGCGCCACUGAGCGUCCACAUGAGAUAGGGCCGGUAGAUGACGCUGCGGCAGGUCAGGUAGCGCUGGCGGAGGAAGCCACCGUGCUCGGUGCUGCAGGGCCGUGCGUCCAGGGUGAAGGCGAAGGCGGCAGGGAGCACGUCGCGCCAGUCCUCGAGCUGGUGGUCUAGCUCGGCCACGACGUAGGGGAAGCGGUUGGUGUCGAGAGAGGCGCCGGUGCCCCGGGCGUACAGGAGCUGGUGGACGCGGUUGAGAAGCCGGCGCAUCGAGAUGCAGGCGAGGAAGUAGAGCGACGACUGCUCCGCCGCGACUGGGGUGCGGUGGCUUUUGUAGGGGGUCUUGCCGGGGAGCGGGAUGGACGACUCGAUGCGGGCGAUCCCGGACUGCGGGAGGCCCGAGAGCUCGGCCAAGUAGUCGCUGUUUCACGCAUUCUUUCUUGUUAGAAUCACUUUUUGGAACAAUCUUGGGGUUGGUUGGUGAAGAUGUAGAAGACCUGCCUCUCCAGAAUGUAGCAAGACCAGAAUAUCCGCCGUAUUCGCUCUUGGUCCUCGUAGUCCUCGUCGUUUUCUGCCUGGUAAGAGAGCAGCAGGAGACAGCGCGCCGACGCCGCGUUGAUGUACUCCCAUGCUUGCAGCGGCCUGCGCAAGAAGGCAAAGUACAAGCUGAAGCCCACGCCGAGACAUAACCAGCACGGAUCAGCAAAACAGAUCUCAGGACUUUGAAGGAGUGGGGUUGCUGAAAACAUACCCAACAAGAAACAAGCAAUGCGUUGCCGCCGAACCGACAGCCGUAUGCACCACAUGGAUGCCCCUCAGCACUUGAUCAAAGUACAAGUCCGCCAGACUCCUCCGCGCCCGUCGGAAGCGCAUCUCCUCCUCCGACAGAACGUGUCCGUCCACCAACCCGGCAACGACCUGGCUGGCGCAGCCGAGCGCCAUGAAUAAGUACGCGAGACACCUGUCGA